GGACGGUUGUUGCUGUACCUCAGGGGACAGGGCGGGGCGGGAGGAGGCGGGGCCAGGCCUGGUCUCUGAUAAUGGGAUGGGUGGUGCUGGACCUCUGGGGCGGGGCCGGGCCUCGUGGCGGGAGGAGGCAGGGCAGGGCCUCUGGGAUGGGGCUGGACGGCUUGUUGCCGGAAACGAGCCCUUGACGCUGUGGCCCGGAAGUGGAGCGGCUGUCGCAGUGCGGCUCCGGCAGUGGCAGCGGAGGCCUGUGUUUGCGGCCUUCGGCAAGCGACUGAGAUGGCGAGCGCAACUGCACCUGCAGCCGCAGUCCCCACCCUGGCUUCGCCUUUGGAGCAGCUCCGGUACUUGGCGGAGGAGCUGCGGUUGCUCCUGCCUCGAGUGCGGGUCGGCGAAGCCCAGGAGACCACCGAGGAGUUUAAUCGAGAGAUGUUCUGGAGAAGACUCAAUGAGGCAGCUGUGACUGUGUCAAGGGAAGCCACGACUCUGACCACAGUCUUCUCUCAGCUUCCACUGCCGUCUCCACAGGAAACCCAGAAGUUCUGUGAACAAGUCCAUGCUGCCAUCAAGACAUUUAUUGCAGUGUACUAUUUGCUUCCAAAGGAUCAGGGGAUCACCCUGAGAAAGCUGGUACGGGGCGCCACCCUGGACAUCGUGGAUGGCAUGGCUCAGCUCAUGGAAGUACUUUCCGUCACUCCAACUCAGAGCCCUGAGAACAAUGACCUUAUUUCCUACAACAGUGUCUGGGUUGCAUGCCAGCAGAUGCCUCAGAUACCAAGAGAUAACAAAGCUGCAGCUCUUUUGAUGCUGACCAAGAAUGUGGAUUUUGUGAAGGAUGCACAUGAAGAAAUGGAGCAGGCUGUGGAAGAAUGUGACCCUUACUCUGGCCUCUUGAAUGAUACUGAGGAGAACAACUCUGACAACCACAAUCAUGAGGAUGAUGUGUUGGGGUUUCCCAGCAAUCAGGACUUGUAUUGGUCAGAGGACGAUCAAGAGCUCAUAAUCCCAUGCCUUGCGCUGGUGAGAGCAUCCAAAGCCUGCCUGAAGAAAAUUCGGAUGUUAGUGGCAGAGAAUGGGAAGAAGGAUCAGGUGGCACAGCUGGAUGACAUUGUGGAUAUUUCUGAUGAAAUCAGCCCUAGUGUGGAUGAUUUGGCUCUGAGCAUAUAUCCACCUAUGUGUCACCUCACCGUGCGAAUCAAUUCUGCGAAACUUGUAUCUGUUUUAAAGAAGGCACUUGAAAUUACAAAGCUGGCCUGGACUCUCACCAUCUUUUCAGAGGGGACUUCAGCGGCAAAGAGGGAAUGGUGAACACAUGACUCCUCUGAGAGGAUUUUUAGGGACAAGGAAAAGCACCGAGUUACCAUCAUGGUCUGCAUAUUCUUAUGAAUAAUUUAGAAGUAUAAAAGAAGUCCCUUCGAUCACUGCAGCAGCAAGCACUGGGUAAGAUGGGCCCUACCCACUCCUUCCCAUGGGCCUAAGCUCCAGGAUGGGACUGGGUGUGGGGAGGGAAAAGAGGCUUAGUCUUCUGCGGGCUUGCAUCCUGAGGGAUCACACAUUUCUUUGCUUUUCUCCCUGCUGUGGAUGCUAUUGCCUGUCUUUUUGUCCUCCUCGGACCCUUCUGUAGGAACUGUCCCCACACCCUGGGAGGAGGGGGCCAUUUGUGAUUUGGGGGUUUCUGAGGCCAUGGUGGUGGGGCAGGUCUCUCAGAGGGCUCUUGUCUCACCCCUGCCCCAUUCUGGUUCCCCAGCCUCUCGCUUACCAAGGCACCCAACACACGGGCCACGUGCACCGGCUGGCUCCACUUCUCUACCUGCUUGUCCUCGCUCAGCAAGCGCAGGCUGAGGUCAAUGACAUCCCCCUCGAACUGUUAAGGAUCACACAGGGCCAUGAUGAAGGGUCCCCAGGUCAGGCACUCAUCCUGCAGGACAGCCUCAUCAUCUCGUCCUUCUCCCAGACCCGCACUCCACACCUGCCUCCCUUGCCUCGUCCCUCUGAGGAGCUCUGGCUCCCUCCCCCCACCUCUCAAUGGGACCUGGGUUCCUUUUCCCAGGCAUCCAGUCCUUUGCCUAGCUGUUUUCUGACUCCCAGUAGGGUGUGAGCUCUCAGGGACCCAUGCUGUACUGUUUCGUUUCAUUGCAUUGCAUUCCAUUUCCAUUUAGUGAACCCUGACUGCUCCUACCAGCCCUGAACCGGGAGUGGAGGAUACCGAGGCAGCUCCUGUUCCUGAGGAGCCCACGGUUUAGGACUGGAGAUGGACACGCAGUGCAGCCCCUUAGAUUACAGAGCACAGCAGCAUGGCCAGGGCUCUUGUAGAGAUGCUGGCACAGAGCAGCACAGUGGAGAGGCUCCCCCUGCCUUCGGGGAUUGGGGAAGGCUUUGAGAAGGUCUUGAGAGAUGGGUAGGAGCUUGCCAGGAGAUAAGAGUGGGAAGCCCUUCCUGGCAGAGGGAACGUUCAGCCUGUUGCUCUGAGGAUGGUGAGGAGUUGGAACAUGGGGCGGUUCAUGGGGAAAGGAAAGCAGGGUCCUGGCUGGAAGGGCCGUGGAUGUUAGGCUAGGGGGAUUUGGUCUUUAUCUCAAAGACAGUGGGGAUGUAACUGGGGCUUGAUUUGCCACAGUUUUAAGGAAAAUAAUUCUGGGAGCUCCUGGAGGAUGUUCUGAUAUGGCCCAGAGGAAGGAGAGGCAUCACAAAGCUGAAAUGGGCUAAAUAAAUGGUCUCAUGACCAGGGGUUUUUGAACCUACCAGCUCUGUCUAGCCUGAACAUGCAAGGUUAUGGGACAGUCACUCUACACACUCCUCCCCUAGAGGGCCCUGGUACCUGGCCAAAGUCCCAGGACUCUGCCUGGAUGCAGUCAGCUGUACCCAGGUAGAUGAGACCAUUCUGGUUCAACAAGUACUCCAUGCGCUGAGCCUCAUUCUUCAGGAACACAGCAUCCUCUGGUGAGAGGUGGGUAGGGAUGAGGGCCUGUGGGGGUCCUAGGUCCACCCUCCACAUCCAGGCCUCUGUCCUCCCUGCCGAGAUUAGGUUUGGCUGCAGGCCACCCCGUCAGCUCUGGGCCUAAUGAAGACUGAGGAGGAAGUCCCUCUUUCACUGCCCCCACUGGGACCCAGCCCAGAGUCCCUGGGUCAAUCAGGGUGUGGCCUUUAUGGUCAGCCAGGAAGACAAGAACAACCUUAAAAAGCUUGGCUGGCCAGGUGCAGUGGCUCACGCCUAUAAUCCCAGCACUUUGGGAGGCCAAAGCAGGACAGUUUGAGGCCAGGAGUUCGAGACCAGCCUGGGCAACACAGCAAGACUCCGUCUCUACAAAAAAUAAAAAAAAACAGCCAGGUGUGGUGGUGCGCACUUGUAGUCCUAGCUAUUCAGGAGGCUGAAGCGGGAGGAAACUUGAGCCCAGGAGUUUGAGGUUGCAAUGAGCUAUGAUGGUGCCACUGCACUCCAGCCUGGGUGACAGAGUGAGAGAUUUUCUCUUAAAAAAAAUGAAAACCAGCCAGGCGUGGUGGCUCACGCCUGUAAUCCCAGCACUUUGGGAGGCUGAGGCGGGUGGAUCACCUGAGGUCAGGAGAUCAAGACCAGCCUGACCAACAUGGUGAAACCCUGUCUCUACUAAAAAUACAAAAAAUUAGGUAGGUGUGGUGGCACUUGCUUGUAAUUCCAGCUACUUGGGAGGCUAAGGCAGGAGAAUCUCUUGAAUCCAGGAGGCAGAGGCUGCAGUGAGCUGAGAUCAUGCCAUCGCACUCCAGCUUGGGCAACAAGAGUGAAACUCCGUCUCAAAAAAAAAAAAAAAAAAGAAAAAAGAAGAAAAAAAAGAAAA
Messenger RNA from Pan troglodytes (chimpanzee), 3806 nucleotides. RefSeq names its product cyclin D1 binding protein 1 (gene CCNDBP1). Gene Ontology annotation, cellular component: nucleus. The transcript has 11 exons. The coding region runs from base 277 to 1305 and encodes 342 amino acids. The record is from RefSeq and is a predicted model, not a curated record. Lineage: Eukaryota; Metazoa; Chordata; Mammalia; Primates; Hominidae.